This is a messenger RNA of Lepidothrix coronata (blue-crowned manakin), 4287 nucleotides long. RefSeq names its product kinesin family member 3B (gene KIF3B). The record is from RefSeq and is a predicted model, not a curated record. Gene Ontology annotation, biological process: microtubule-based movement. The transcript has 9 exons. Bases 184 to 2403 code for a protein of 739 amino acids. Gene Ontology annotation, molecular function: ATP binding; microtubule motor activity; microtubule binding. Lineage: Eukaryota; Metazoa; Chordata; Aves; Passeriformes; Pipridae.
GAGUGGAUGGCACGUCAGCAUUCUCAGCUUUCUGGCCAUUCCUGUCCAGCUCAAACAUUGCCCUGGCGUUUCUGGGGAGUAGAAACACUGCCAACUAAUUGGUUUUACUGUCCAGUUACACACUUGGGUUUCUAGCACGGGAUCAUCCACCCAUCGGAUCACACCAGCCACAGACCCGCCGUCAUGUCCAAGCCAAAGAGCUCCGAGUCCGUGCGGGUGGUGGUGCGCUGCCGGCCCAUGAACAGCAAGGAGAAAACUGCUUCCUACGAGAAAGUUGUUAAUGUGGAUGUCAAGUUAGGGCAGGUCUCAGUGAAGAAUCCGCGGGGAGCAUCUCAUGAACUGCCUAAAACUUUCACCUUUGAUGCCGUGUAUGACUGGAAUUCCAAACAGGUCGAACUCUACGAUGAGACCUUCAGACCUCUUGUGGACUCUGUUCUGCAAGGGUUUAAUGGGACAAUUUUUGCCUAUGGGCAGACUGGGACGGGGAAAACAUAUACGAUGGAAGGGGUGCGUGGUGAUCCCGAAAAGAGAGGGGUCAUCCCCAAUUCAUUCGAUCACAUCUUCACCCACAUCUCUAGAUCUCAAAAUCAGCAAUACUUAGUUAGAGCGUCUUAUUUGGAAAUAUACCAAGAAGAAAUCAGAGACUUGUUAUCAAAGGAUCAGUCCAAGCGGCUGGAGUUGAAGGAGAGACCAGACACAGGGGUGUUUGUUAAGGAUUUGACCACCGUUGUUACGAAAAGCGUCAAAGAGAUCGAGCACAUCAUGAAUUUGGGAAACCAGAACCGCUCCGUUGGUGCCACCAACAUGAACGAACACAGCUCUCGAUCUCAUGCCAUUUUCCAGAUCACCAUUGAAUGCAGCGAGCUGGGACUGGACGGAGAGAAUCACAUCCGUGUCGGGAAGCUCAACCUGGUCGACCUCGCAGGCAGCGAGCGGCAAGCCAAGACUGGGGCACAGGGGGAAAGGUUAAAGGAAGCUACUAAAAUCAACCUCUCUCUCUCAGCUUUGGGCAACGUCAUCUCUGCCCUGGUAGAUGGGAAAAGCACACACAUUCCGUACCGGGACUCCAAGCUGACCAGGUUACUCCAGGACUCGUUAGGUGGCAAUGCCAAAACUGUGAUGGUGGCCAAUAUAGGCCCUGCCUCCUACAACGUGGAGGAGACACUGACCACACUGAGAUAUGCCAACCGUGCCAAAAACAUCAAGAACAAGCCACAGGUCAAUGAGGAUCCUAAGGAGGCUCUGCUACGAGAAUUCCAGGAGGAGAUUGCUCGACUCAAGGCACAGCUGGAAAAACGGUCUAUUGGCAAAAGAAAGAGGAGGGAAAGGAGGAGAGAUGGUGGGGAAGAGGAGGAGGACACUGAAGAGGGUGAGGAUGAAGGAGAUGACAAAGAUGACUACUGGAGGGAGCAACAAGAAAAGCUGGAGAUUGAGAAGAAAGCUAUAGUUGAGGAUCACAGCUUGGUAGCAGAAGAAAAAAUGAGGCUGCUGAAAGAGAAGGAGAAGAAAAUGGAGGACCUGAAGCGAGAGAAGGAAGCGACAGAAAUGCUGAGUGCUAAAAUCAAGACAAUGGAAAGCAAGCUCCUGGUGGGAGGGAAAAAUAUUGUGGAUCACACAAAUGAACAGCAGAAAAUCCUGGAACAGAAACGACAGGAAAUUGCAGAACAGAAACGUCGGGAGCGAGAAAUCCAGCAACAGAUGGAAAGUCGGGACGAGGAAACACUAGAGCUGAAGGAGACCUAUAGUUCCCUUCAGCAAGAGGUGGACAUAAAGACCAAAAAACUCAAAAAGUUAUUUUCCAAGCUGCAAGCUGUGAAGGCAGAGAUCCAUGAUCUCCAAGAAGAGCACAUCAAGGAGCGCCAGGAACUGGAACAGACCCAGAAUGAACUUACCAGGGAACUAAAGCUAAAGCACCUGAUUAUUGAAAAUUUUAUUCCCUUGGAAGAAAAGAAUAAGAUCAUGAACAGAUCAUUCUUUGAUGAAGAGGAAGAUCACUGGAAACUGCAUCCCAUAACCCGUCUGGAUAACCAGCAGAUGAUGAAAAGGCCAGUAUCUGCUGUGGGAUACAAAAGGCCCCUGAGCCAACACGCCAGGACAUCCAUGAUGGUUCAUCCAGAGGCUCGGUACAGGGCAGAGAACAUCGUGUUACUGGAACUGGACGGGCCCAGCCGAACGACGAGGGACUACGAAGGUCCAGCCAUCGCUCCCAAAGUUCAGGCAGCUCUAGAAGCAGCUCUGCAGGAUGAAGAUGAGAUUCAGGUGGACGCCUCGACCUUUGAGAGCACUUCAAAUAAAAAAUCAAAACCCAGGCCGAAAACUGGAAGGAAAUCGUCGGGAUCCUCGUCAGCAGGCUCCCACAGUUCUCAGCUCUACCCACAGUCACGAGGGCUGGUUCCAAAGUAAAACCAGCAGCUCCUCUCCAGGGAGGGAACAGCCUUUGCCUUCUGGGAGCAGAGACAAAUAAAAACCUGCAGAGAGAGCUCCCGGCCAGCCUCCAGCCCCUUUCCCUGGAGAUGGCCUUGUUGCUGUUUGACUGACUCGGGCCAGUCCAGGGGCACUGAGCCACGGGAAGAUCCGUGCUUGCAAUUCAGCAUUUGGCCUCUGUGGGAAAUGGAUUUUAGUUAGGAAAUCAAAAAUGCAUGAGGUACGUUAAAGUGUGUUAGGAGCAAUGGGAAGCAUGGGGAUCACCUCACAGCAUCACCGUCCUCCUCCUGCACCAGCCCUUCUGCUGCACUGGGCUUUUUGGCUGUUGGGCAGUAAGAAGACAGAGUUGAAAGUCAUCUCAACAGAACCAUCAUUCCAGAGCUACACAGUGAGAACCAAAUGAGGCUAAAAAGCAGAGGAUCUGUUUGAACUUGACAAGGUGCACAUUUCUUCCUCUUCCUGCUUGAGAGAUCUGGGGUUAAGGUGUUGGUCUGAACAGGCAGGAUGGCAGUGGCCAGUGUGUCCUCAAAAACACACAGCUGUGCCUCCCUUUAGAGCUGUAGGACAAAAAGGGGUCUUGAAAACAAUUCUGUGCUCUCUAGAAAGGAAGCAGUAGAAUCUGAAGUCCUUUCCUUGUUUACAGGCAUAAGUAAGAGCUCCUCUGUGCUGACCUCCUACAGACCUCACCCCUACCAACAGGAACCACCUUGUCAAGGAACACCUCUGCAUGCCAGUGCCAGCUCCACAGCUUUCCUCCUCUCUCUUGCCUCCUACUUUACCCCUGGCAUUUAAAACCAGUGUCCAUAUGACAUCUUUAAUGGCAUAUGGCCAUUUUCUCAUGUCUCUCACUCUUCAUGGGAAAUGUAGCAUUGGCUCAGAGCUCUUCCUGCCAGGCUCAGGCUCUCCUGUAAGCUGGGCAGAGCACUGGAACAUGUAGCUGCCUUUGAGUGCACUCCUGGGAGUAUGGUCCCUUCCCUUGGUGUCUAAUGAGGUUCAGCAUUUGGUGCCUCACUUGUUCCAGGGUUGAGCAGCUUUCCCUCUGCACCUCCCAGCCCAUGCAGAGCCCACUGGGAGUGAAAGCAGAUCUAACUGAGGCUGGAUGAUGGAAGCUGGUGUUAAUUCCAGGGGUUUUACUUUGAAAACAAGGGAGGAAGAACUGCUUUUGAUGGUCUCCUUGCAAAGCUGCCCUAUGACUAAAGCAGCCUCCUGUAACGCCGCAGGCUCGUGUAGCAGGCUAGAGGGAGGUGGAACUCCACACUAAGGACAGAGUAAGGUGUCCCUGUCUAGUGUCCCACAGCUCAUUUGUAAGUUUUAGUUCGCUGUAUAUUGAGACUUGGGAUGUUACUUUUUCUGGUUGCUCUUGGCUGUCAUCCUGUGAACGUUUUUACCUGUUCCCCUCACUGACGACUUCCUCCAGACUGACACGUGUGAGUGUGUGAGGACUUGCCUGGUUGUAGAAAUGCUCUGAUGUGUGGACUCUGCCUUGUGCUUGUUAAGUGUCCAUGGAGUGACUUCACCCAGGCUGGAGAACUCCGUUCUGCUGACCCCCUGAGCAGGAGGAACCGAGCGCUCAGCACAGCUCACCUCUGCAUCCUGCAGGCACGGUGCCCAGGUGAGCCAGCUGCCCAGGUGGGCCCUUAAACACCAACUUGGCUGCUGCAACCCAUGGACUGCUUCCCUGGGCCACAACGUUAAUAUAUGGAUUCACAUAUAUGCACAUAUAAAUAUAUAUAUAUAUUAGUUUUGGUGGAGGAAGGAGGAAUUUGCUUAUAAUUGAGAGAGCAGGCACAUGACCAAUUUCUUUCAACCUGAACAUGGAAUCCCAGCAUAAUCUUCCUUUUUAUAAAGCACUGUUUAUAUCCA